AUGAAGGCCAAAGCCUGUACGCGUUGUCGUCAAUGGAAAGUCGGCUGUGACGCCGACGUCUCCGGUCCACAAGGCUGCACGAGGUGUCGGGAACACGGCACCCCCUGCACUUUCGACCGGACUUUUCGGCGCACCGCCAAAAGGACAAAACUAGCAGAGAUGCAGAGUGAACUGGCCGAGCUAAGAAAAUUGGCCGCUGCUAAGAGUACCAGUACAGCAAAGGGCAAGGGCACUGCCACCGACCAACUGCCUGACAAAGCUACAGCUGCUGCAAAGGGGGCCCCUCCAGCUUCGCUAUCACCUACUCGUACUAACAUCUCCGCUGAAUCGUCGACCACUCCUGUCAUAGUUCCGGAUGGACCUCCUUGCCCACCAAUAAGCACAACAGACUCAGCAAUCUUGUUGGAUGGCUUGUGCAUCGCCGACAAGUACCUUGGCGACGUCCAACUGACGGCCUCGCAUGUCAACGAACUCUUCCGCAUCUACUUCACCCGGUGUCAUCGAUACCUUCCUUUCAGAAUCUGCAGAUCCAUCGAGGCCAUCUACGAGAGAUGCCCGCUGCUCUUUUGGGUCAUUUGCGCCGUGGCCUCGGCCGACACGGCACGGUCACAAUUCGAGGCGCCCGUCCGAUGUCUCAUCGCAGACGUCCUCGAUCCACACAAGAGCAGCACCGUCGAGAUGGUACAGGCUCUGCUGAUCUUGUGCAUGUGGCCAUUUCCGUUCGCCAAUCAAAAGACCGACUCUUCAUUCAUAUACAGCGGCCUGGCGACACAGAUCAGUCUUAGCAUCGGCCUGCAUCGGCCCGCCGUCGACGCCGGUUUCGGUCUCGACAACAACGAGGACACCACCGACCACCGCCACUACCAUGGUAAGGAUUACGAAGAGAUACGGAGAACCACGUGGUUGGCAUGCUUCAUCGUGGCCCAGAUACAAGCGAGCAGGCGUGGAGUCCCCGCGACGGUCGUGGCAGAUUACCCGCUGCUGUACUCGCUCGACAAUCCCGCGGUGCCGCCGGAACUCUCUCACCUCUGCUACAUUUCCCACCUCACCGUCGACGCGACCCACGCCCUCGGAGCCCGCGGGUCCAACUCUGCCGGACUGGUGGAACCGUCCGCUCGGAUCAGCCUGAUCAACGUCUUUGGCAAACAAUUCGACGACGUCCGGCGUCAGAGAUUUCCCCGGCCCAGCGACGUGGUCGAGAUAUUCUACUUGAGCUCGAGACUCCAGAUCUGGUCGUUUGCGCUUCACAACGACGUCCCCAUGACCGCGAACAGCGUCCAGAUCAUCUGUCAAGCGCGAGAGGAUGCGAUGAGAUUGAUCCAAAUCGCGUGCGAGAUGAAUCUGUCGCUCGUGCCUUUUUACACGCGAAGGUCAGUAUGCUACGCUGCCCUCCUGCUUUGUCGGAUCAAGUUGGGUCCGUACGGCUGGGAAGAUGACAUGAUCGAUCUCCACGUCGAAAGAGCCCAAGAAGCCCUGGGUGUGUCCGAGGGCCCCAAACUGUCUCAAUUCAUCGCUUUCGUCACGUCCCCGGACAACAAGGAAGCAUUUGUACAGGCAAGUGUGGAUAAAAGUUCACCACAUCGAUCACGUCUAGGUGCGUUUUUGGUGUUUGAUUUCCACCAGGUUUACAUGGAUAUUCAACAGUCUAGUAGUAUAUUGUUCUCUUCUGAUUUUUGGGACUUUGAGAAUUUACCUUGGACGGAGUUUCCAUAG
Exophiala oligosperma is the source of this 1713-nucleotide messenger RNA. RefSeq lists its product as uncharacterized. Bases 1 to 1713 code for a protein of 570 amino acids. Gene Ontology annotation, biological process: DNA-templated transcription; regulation of DNA-templated transcription. The record is from RefSeq and is a predicted model, not a curated record. NCBI's taxonomy places the organism in Eukaryota, Fungi, Ascomycota, Eurotiomycetes, Chaetothyriales, Herpotrichiellaceae. Gene Ontology annotation, cellular component: nucleus. Gene Ontology annotation, molecular function: transcription cis-regulatory region binding; zinc ion binding; DNA-binding transcription factor activity, RNA polymerase II-specific. The transcript has a single exon.